Messenger RNA from Gregarina niphandrodes, 390 nucleotides. Its product is annotated as SNF2 family amine-terminal domain protein. The record is from RefSeq and is a predicted model, not a curated record. Gene Ontology annotation, molecular function: ATP binding; ATP-dependent chromatin remodeler activity. The transcript is spliced from 2 exons. The coding region runs from base 1 to 390 and encodes 129 amino acids. Lineage: Eukaryota; Apicomplexa; Conoidasida; Eugregarinorida; Gregarinidae.
AUGGAGGCGCGUUAUAGACUACAGGCGGCUGAAUGCGUCGAUCCACUACCGCGCAUGUGGGCUCAGCUACAGUGUGCAGCCGAAACGAAGUACUACUGCACGUUGGAUAUGACCAGUGGGUUCCGGAAUGUCCCGAUGAAGGAGGGGAGUAAGCCGUUGACGGCAUUCAUAACCCCGAUCGGGCUAUUCGAGUUCAACGUCAUUCCAUUCGGGAAGGCGAUCUCCGCAGUAAAGAGCCUGAACUUUGAGCACAAGGAACUCAAGCUUGAGAAGACGGAGGACGUGGAGCGCCUCCAGAACGUGCUGCGGCCGCUGAUGCUUCGGAGAAUGAAGGAGGACGUGGAAAGGAGCAUUCCGCUGAAGGAGGAGACCAUCAAUCAUCGAGGUUGA